Leptomonas pyrrhocoris is the source of this 1361-nucleotide messenger RNA. RefSeq lists its product as hypothetical. Bases 120 to 1361 code for a protein of 413 amino acids. NCBI's taxonomy places the organism in Eukaryota, Euglenozoa, Kinetoplastea, Trypanosomatida, Trypanosomatidae. The record is from RefSeq and is a predicted model, not a curated record. The transcript has a single exon. Gene Ontology annotation, cellular component: nuclear pore.
GCUAUAUUUGUCACCACCAUUUGCGUUCCCUAACCCUGAUCGGGUUAAUAUAUAUAUUUUUGUCUGAAUAGAAGAGAAGAGCGGUAGUCGAAAACAAACAAGCAAGCAAUCCAAGGAAAAUGUCGCACAAGCGCGCCGCAGAGACUCAGCUCACGCGCGAUAAUGACGGCGAAGACAGGGCCGAGGAAGAAUUCGUCACAACGCCGCAGAUCGCAGACGAGUCGGAAAUGGCCACGCGGCGAGUGGUGAAGGUUCGACGACCGGAGGCCAGCUCUGCGAAGCCCACCUCGGGUAGCACCUCCGGCUUCUUCAAAGACGCGGCAACGGCUGCCAGCAGCGCCGCUCCUGCGAAGCCGACCUUCGGCUUUAAAUUUGAUUCGAGCAGCAACGGCGGCGGUAAUUCCUCCACUGGAACGGCGACGGCCUUUUCGUUUGGCCCAACGCCCGCAACGGCGGCGGCGACGAAGCCAACGUUUGGGUUUCCUGCCUCGUCCGCAACAGCCGGGGCGUCGUCUGGCUUUUCCUUUGGCAACAAAGCGGCCCCCACCGCGACGACGUCGACUUCGUCCUUCACCGCGGCCACCACCGCUACCAGCGGCGGCGGCAGCAGCAGCAGUGCGAACCCGAUUGCGUUUUCCUUCGGCGCCGCGCCCCCUGCCUCUGGCGAUGCGGCAAAGAAGCCGGCAACAGGCUUCAAUUUUGGGCUGCCCGCCACCGCCGCCACCACCGCGACCACCGCUUCGGCUCCUGGCACUGGCAGUGCAACGAAGGAGGAUGAAAAGCCCGUGUUUGGCGCCGGCAGUUUCAACUUCGGCAGUGCGGUGAACACGUUUGUGGCGGCCCGCAACAAGAUGCAAGAGGAAGCCAAGGAAGCGAAGCCGGGCAGCAGUGAAGGCAAAACGGAGAAAAACGGCGCGGAUGGCGAGGAGGACGAGGACGAGGACAAGCCCGAUCCGGCCGGCUUUGGCAGCGAAAUUGUGGAGCAGACGGCGCGUGAUGUGCUGGUGACGGCCCCGUCUAAGCUCUACCUUUUUGAGAAGGGUGAAGACGGCACGGCUGGACGCUGGACGGAGCGUGGCACAGGUGACGCUAAGCUCAUCUCCCAGCCCAAUGCCGCCGACGCUGACGAGCACAUUUACCGCCUGCUGGUGCGCGGCGGUUACUCGCUCAACGCCACCAUCAAGAAGAACACCUUCACCUUAUCCAAGACGGAGGCGAAGCAUCUCAUCCUGCUUGUUGCCACCGCUGAAGGGCCGCACACGUAUUUGCUCAAGUUCACUGGGCCCAGCGCAGAGGCGAACACGACGAAGUUUUCAGAGGAACUCAAGAAAGUUGUCGCGGAGGUCUCAAAAGCGGAAUAG